Striga asiatica is the source of this 1269-nucleotide messenger RNA. The record is from the annotation of a GenBank genome assembly. NCBI's taxonomy places the organism in Eukaryota, Viridiplantae, Streptophyta, Magnoliopsida, Lamiales, Orobanchaceae.
UUCAACUUUUUAUUUUUUAAUUUUGGCCCUUUUUAUGUCAAAAUUAUUUUCUGAAAACUCACCACUAAACGCUGUCGUUUUGCUUUUGGGUCGUAGCACAGACAGCCGCACCAAUUUAUUGCGAGGAAGAGAGAGAGAGAGAGAGAGAGAGAGAGAGAGAGAGAGAGGUUGUUCCUCCAUUCGAGAUAGGUUGAGAUGGGGCAUAGAGAAGCUGCCGGUGACGCCACAAGGAACAGCGACUUGGAUAUCGGCCCCGCCGGCGGCGGCGGCGGCGACGGCGGGUUGCGGAGUUUUCCUCUGGCGGCUCAGCCGGAGAUAAUGAGAGCAGCUGAGAAGGACGACCAGUACGCUUCUUUUGUCCACGACGCCUGCCGGGACGCCUUCCGCCAUCUCUUUGGUACGAGAGUUGCUGUUGCGUACCAGAGUGAGAUGAAACUAUUGGGGCAGAUGCUCUACUAUGUCUUAACAACUGGUGCAGGGAAACAGACCUUAGGAGAAGAAUAUUGUGACAUUACGCAGGUUGCAGGGACCUAUGGACUCCCUCCAACCCCCGCUAGGCGUUCACUUUUUAUUCUUUAUCAGACAGCAUUCCCUUAUAUUGCUGAGAGGAUAAGUGCCCGUAUUGCUUCCCAGGGCAUCACCAUGGAUUAUUCACUGCCUGAUGAUGUCAUCAACAAUGAGAAUAUCUUAAAUGAUCAAAUUCAGGCGUCUGCUAGUGCAGAAAUGUCGUCAUCCUUGAAUUUGGGCGCACGAGUUUCAGCUUGGUCGAGAUUGAGAGCUCGGAUUUAUGGGUUAUGGUUGAAUGCAGUUCGGAGGUGGCCCUCAGUUCUUCCUAUAGCCCGCGAGUGUUUCAUGUUGGUUCUCCGCACAAACCUCAUGUUUUUUUAUUUUGAAGGAAGAAGUUUACCUGUCUUAAACGAGGAAGGCAAUCUGAUAACUGAGGACUCUGUAAAGGUUAGCCAGGUUGCAACAUCUGCAUCUACUUCAGAGCCUCAAGUAAGUAGCCUGAGCAAAUGCACACUCUGCCUAAGCAAUCGGCAGCACCCAACAGCUACUCCUUGUGGUCAUGUAUUUUGCUGGAACUGCAUCAUGGAAUGGUGCAAUGAAAAGCCUGAAUGCCCACUGUGUCGUUCGCCCGCGACUCAUUCGAGUCUACUGGCCCACAAGAAAUUGGAAACAGUCAAAGUGCAGCCCAUGUUAAUUGAGGGCUUACAACAAGCACUAGAUCAACGAAGAAGCUCUGCAGUAAGAGUGAAGGGGAACGCAUAG